Prunus armeniaca (apricot) is the source of this 183-nucleotide messenger RNA. NCBI's taxonomy places the organism in Eukaryota, Viridiplantae, Streptophyta, Magnoliopsida, Rosales, Rosaceae. The record is from the annotation of a GenBank genome assembly.
AUGGGGGCUUGGCCCCCUUGUUGCCCUGGCUGGGGAGGCACCGUUGGAAGUGUUCUAACAGCCCUCAUCCUUUUCCCCAAACAUCCCAUCUUUCAUGUCCCUCACUUCGAUGAUGGUAGAGAUCUAGGGAUGGGAUUGCAGGGGCUAGCACUAGAGGGGUGGGUUCAUUCAGUUCGUCAAUGA